Molecule: messenger RNA, 4209 nt
Organism: Cyclocybe aegerita
Lineage: Eukaryota; Fungi; Basidiomycota; Agaricomycetes; Agaricales; Hemipholiotaceae
Source: the annotation of a GenBank genome assembly
AUGUGGUCUGGUCUAAAGAGAUACCUGGUGCCCCUAUUGGUAGGCCGGGCCGCUUAUGGCCACAUACUCCCGAUUGAGACAUGUCAUGUGAUGGGUUACCAUUUCGCGACAGAGUGCAGCGUUCAAGUUGAAGAGGAGGGAGACAACUCUCACAUUCACUCCAAUUCAAGCCAAUGCCCGCUGCCUGCUGCUAGCUUACCUGCCUUCAAACUAUACCACAUCUCUAAGCCCAUGAUGGCAAAUCAGCAGGCCUACCAGCAGUAUGCACAGAAUGAAGGCUCCUUGGUCCCUGGUGGUUUUGCCCAUGUCUAUCUUGUCCGGACCCCCGCGCCAGUCUAUAACACGACACAUCAUGUCCUCAAGCGCAUUGCAGUCGCCAGUGAGUCAAUGUUGACGGAGGUGAAAAAGGAGGUGGAUAUCAUGCGAUUGUUAAAAGGACAUCCGAAUAUUGUGCACCUCAUCGAUGCAGCAUGGCACAAACUGCCGAAUGGUACGUUUGAGGUGUUCAUUCUCAUGGAGUAUUGUCCUGGUGGCGGAAUCAUCGAUAUGAUGAAUCGGCGUCUCCGCGAGCGCCUCACUGAAGCCGAAAUCCUGCAAAUCUUCGUGGACGUCUGUGAGGGUGUGGCCUACAUGCACAAUUCUCGGCCACCGCUGCUGCAUCGCGAUCUUAAAGUCGAAAAUAUUCUUCAAUCGUCUGCGACGUCGUUCAAGCUAUGCGAUUUUGGAUCAGCGACCACCGUUUCAAAUCCUCCUACGAACAUGCAAGAAAUACGGGCGUUGGAAGCGGACCUGAACAGGCACACGACCCUACAGUAUCGAGCUCCGGAGAUGAUCGAUGUCUAUUCCAAGCGACCAGUCAACGAGAAGAGUGAUGUAUGGGCGCUUGGUGUGCUCCUGUACAAGCUAUGCUACUACACAACACCAUUCGAAGAGCAUGGCCCUUUGGCCAUCCUUAAUGUUCAAUACCGCACCCCGCCCUAUCCUGUCUAUUCGCAGGACAUGAAUAUUCUGAUUGGGUCAAUGUUGCGUGAACAUGGUGCCCAACGGCCGUCCGUCUUUGAGUUGCUCGGUCAUGUUCAUCGCCUUCGAGGCACCAAAUCCAAAUUCACCUAUAACGUACCUGUUACUCCUCCACUCGCGCCCCGAAUGCAACAAAUCAAGCCUUCUAACCCUUUGGAUGGUCUGGUCACUUAUGGUGUUCCAUCCUCGAAGCCAGCAAUCGCGCCAUAUGAUCCUAAAUCAGGGUCAAAUGCUGCUGCCCCCGUCAACCAAGGUAUCCAAGCGCGCGACAAGGUCCUCGAAGCUAUUGCCCCCAUGAGGAGAGGAAGACCAGCUACGCAUUCAAGGGAACCCUCGUCGAGACCCCCUAGCCCGCCCAAGUCGCACCAAACAAGCCAGGUCGGGGCGACGAAAGGAUGGGCGGAUGGUGGAUUUGGACAAGAACAAGACAAAGUACGGCAGGCUGCUACCGAAAAGGCCGCUACGUCCACAAAGUCUUCGAAUGUUGACGAUGCAUGGAGUAUUGCAGAAUCGAGCAGCUCUCGACAAACAAAUGCAGAAAAGACGCGUCCCACAGGGUUCGGCGACGACUUUUCGGAGAAGCUGUGGAGCGCCUCCGAUCCUAAUUCAGCUCUACCGCCUCGUCUCAGCCCGCGACCCACCCAGAAGCCGAGUACGUUAAAACCAAAUGAUAUCCCAGUGCCCCCUCUGGCAUUCACAGGCUCCAGGAUGAUUCGACCGAAAGCGGACCGCCUGGCUCAGAAUAGGGAGAAGGACGCGUUCGAAGGAUUGGGCCUCAUGACUUCUACAACAAAACCAGCUCCAACACUGGGAGAAGCAAGGAAGCUGCGUACUGGACUGGCCAUCAUGAGUUCGCCGAUUCCAAGUGACUAUGUUCCUCGUUCUGGAGAAAAGGCUAAUGGCAUCACACCGCGUCCAACACCCUCUCCACGACCCACUUAUCUUUCUACUACACCAGUGCCGCCUAAAUCUGUAUCUCCUGUGCCGACUCCUGGGACCAACGCUCCCUCUUGGAAGCCACCUCAGUCAUCAGGACCCAGCCCAUCUUCUGCCAACACUGAGGGACUGCCGACUGAGUCCAGGUUUCCUUCUCUGGAGGAGCUGGACGCUCGCUUUCUACCAUCCUCUUUUUAUCCGUCUUCAGUCAACGACGCCAGCUCAAGGUACAGUCCCCAACCGUCGCGGCACCCAGACACGCGUUCGCAAAUUUCAAAACCCAGUAUCGCGAGUUCCGGGACUGGGGGCAAUCUUCUUAAGCCAAAUAUCAUCUCGAACGUUACUUAUUCUACAGAUGGCGUUCGCUCAGAGCAAGUCACUGGCGUUGCCAUGCGAGAACCCAAGGGCGCUCGAAAAGCUGAAGGCAACGUUGUCGACAGCAAAUCGACAGCUCCUAGUGGUUUAAGUGCGAUUCAGCAGAACAGCUUAGCGUCGGCUUCAAGAGAGUCGUCACUGGUGCCAAAGCCCAUGUCGGUGCGGAAGCAUCGAAGUUCGGUUACAAUGAAAUCCACCUCUACGAACUAUAGGAUGGAUGAAAUCGGCAUCGAGUCUUCCAAUCGUAACUUGGUACCCCCAAAGCUUCCACCGCGUUCUGGAGCCCAUUCUACGCCACAAGAUUGGUUAACAGGGGAGGACCACGAAGAGAUGAGAGUGCAUCUGCCAUCCGACGUACCCGUCCUGCGCGAUUCUCCCAGCAAACGAGCAUCCUUCUUCGAACAGAAAGAGGUCAAGAUUCCCUCGAGCUCUGUGGUUCAACAUGCACUCCCUGCAGAGCGUUUCGUCGAUGAACCAAAGACCGAAGAAAUCUCACCCACGGUCUCCAAGUUUGUGCGGAAUUUCCCUGCGCUCGAGAGGCUUGACACGCAGCAAACCCAUCAGUCGCCAUCUAGUGGACUUACGGACAAUUGGAGUCCAGUUUCAACUCGGAAAGACAGGGAUCUGGAGCCAGAUAUAUCGAGUGCUGAUGAAGGUCCUGAAGAGGCGAGCAGCGUGAGGCCGCCAGCGCAGAGACAAACACCCAGGAGGAAAGGAAGACAGAGCUCUGUACAUGAACUUGUUCACCAGUAUGGCGGUGGUGCGGGAUUAUCUUACAAGGACAAGGAGUCUGAGCGUCCUCUCGUCCCACAAGGCCUCGGCGAUUAUGUGCCCUCGCACAAGUCGCGGCCUACUGGCUUGGCACCUCCAGUCAAGCAAGAGUCAGACCGAAAGACACCUUCUCCGACACGCAUGGAUUUCAGCUCUUCGUUCGCCCCAAGUCGCUCUCCAAACCGUCAGCAAUCUUCCACGGCGGGGGUUCAGCGUCAGCCAGAGGCUCCUCCUAUGGUUGCCAAAUCACCUUCUUCUGGCUCUGGCCGCUCGCGCCCUCAGUCCAUGUUCGUCUUCCCUUCCAAAUCUACUGAUGCUGCUCCUGCGGUUCCUUCCACGAAUUUAGCUCCUCCUGAAGAACCGCGGCCACGGGCAGCUCGGCGAACGUCAAUAUCAGAUAUGGUUCAGCGGUAUGAGGCGAUUGGCGGCAAGGUGACGCCUGUUGCCUCAUUGGCCCCUCGACCACCUUCACCGCUUCACAGACCAGUGUCUGCCAAAGGAACUUCUUCUGCCAAUCUCGAGAAUGGGCGUACCAAGAUAUUCCAUGACCCGGUCAAGCCUGCUAAUUUGGCACUUUCUGCAUCGAGCGAGGCUUCAACGACUCGCUCAGCGCCGGGAUCCUCUAAAUCGCGAAUCAUAUCCAAGGAACCAGCGCGACAGACCACCCUCAACAGUAGUACCACUGGGAUGUCACGAACGGCAACGACACCCGGUAAACCGUUUUCUUCAGAGAAGGAGAGGCCUACCUUCUCAACAGACAACACCCCUCGCCCAAGAAGGAUAUCUGUCAAGGCUGAAUCUUCUGCGGCUUCGUCUGGUCGGCCGGAUAUCUUUUCUUCGAGGCCGACCCAAUCUCAGUCUUCGCAGGAGGCAGAUACACCUCGACCACCAAGAUCGCCGCAUAAACCUACUUUAUCCAUCAGCAACAACCCGCCGCCCUCAAAGGUGGAAGAUCCGUCACCAUCUCCUGAACGACCGUAUCAAGGAGUUGGGAGACUCAUCGAUCAGUGGCAGAAGAAGUCGGUCGAGGCAGAGCAGUCGCGGGCAGGACCCCCAGUUAAACGGACGAACAUACGGAAGACCAGCUUGGUCUAUGGAGAUAAAUGA